This is a messenger RNA of Penicillium arizonense, 1671 nucleotides long. Its product is annotated as class I adenylate-forming enzyme family protein. Gene Ontology annotation, molecular function: medium-chain fatty acid-CoA ligase activity. The record is from RefSeq and is a predicted model, not a curated record. NCBI's taxonomy places the organism in Eukaryota, Fungi, Ascomycota, Eurotiomycetes, Eurotiales, Aspergillaceae. Bases 1 to 1671 code for a protein of 556 amino acids. The transcript has 5 exons. Gene Ontology annotation, biological process: fatty acid metabolic process.
AUGCAGACCCAGCUAGGCUUUCCAAAUGACCCCAUUUUCAGCCAGCUUCGGAGGCUAGCCAAGCAGUCGCCGGGCGUGUUAUUCCACGACGAAUAUGGUGUUGAUGCAAGAUAUAGCGACUUGAUCCAUGACGUUAUCCACCUGCGGGAGAUCCUGCGAGAGCAUCUCCCGAGUGCUUCAUUCGACGAGCAGGGUUGUCUGCGAGAGGAUGCCAGGUCGAUUGCGUUUCUGGCCUAUAGUGGAUAUAGCUUUAUUAUCAGCUUCUUUGCCAUUGUGGCUUUGGGGGGUAUAUGUGUGCCUCUAUCAACGGGGCUGAAUCCGGACGAGGCGCUGUACUUUCUGAAAAAGGUCAAGGCAGCCUAUAUCUUGACUGAGAAGAGAACGGUCGACAUGGCCACGACAUUUACAGAACAUGCCCGAAACGAGGGCCAAAGGGUGACUUUGAUCACAAUCACAAGAGCGGAUCCCGCGAUAGCGACCAUCUCCAGCUCGACAGAACUCGAGAUCAACCAGGAGCUGACCUUGCCAGAAACAGCUGGCUGCCUGAUUCUAUUUACAUCGGGCACAACCGGGCCUCCAAAGGGUGUUGUUCUCCCCCGGAAGAUGUUCCAUUGCGAAGAAGGUAUAACACCCGCAAAGCUCUAUCUCGCAUCCUGUCCCCCGCACUGGGUAGGCGGAACAGGACUGAUCGACAGUGUGCUUGUCGGUGAAAACCUGCAUAUACUGAAGAGUGAAGCCCCUCCUUCCCGGUUCUGGGAAGUGCUGAGGGAAGGAAGAGCCACGGAAAUGGCCAUCUCCCCGACGUUGCUGAGACGUUUGAUGGAGUACUACCAGGAAAAUAUCAGCCAUCUUGCGGCUGAACAACGGAAUGAAUAUAUAGACGGGGCGAAGAAGCUGGAACGGGUGCUUGUGAGCGGCUCGAUGCUGAAUCCAUCCACUUGGCGCUUCUUUGCUGAUUUGACCGGUAUGCCCAUUAUCAACGGUUACGGGAUUACAGAGAUGGGUGGGGGUGUCAUUAUCAACCCCCUGGGCUAUAUCGGUAAAGUCAUCCCUUGGAGAACAGUCAAGCUGUCCCACGGUGACCAUGGGGAAAUUCUCGUCAAAAGCCCAAUCAGAUUCUCCCAUUACAUUGGCGAUGAAGCAGCCACUGGCGCCGCCUUUGAUGAGGAGGGAUUCUACAAAACAGGCGAUCAAGCCCACCGCGUCGGUGAUGAUUACUAUUUCGACGGAAGGAUUUCAUCCGACUUUGUUCGCUUCCACGAAUACACGAUAUCCAUUCCCGAGCUAGAGAGACAACUCCUGGAUCUCCCAUAUAUCACCGAAGCGCACGUCCUUCCAGUCAAAGACCACGGAGCUGGCGGGUUAGUAGCCGCUCUUGUGCGGCUUCAAAAGCAAGAGAGUGACAGCGUUACCCUGAAGCGGAUACGCGACGACCUCGCUGCGACGAACCUGGCUUCGUACAAGUUGCCUGCCCUCUUGCGGGUUCUCCAGAACGAGGAACAUGUCCCGUUGACGCCGUCCGAGAAGGUGUUGAAGAGGGAGUGCCUCCGGAAAUUCUUCCACAUCUCCGAGUACAUACCGGAUCCAUAUGCCGUGGAAGGAGUCGAAUACUGCGGGAAUCAGCUUGAUCUGGCUGCUUCAUCGCGCGUAUUUGACUGGGGAGGUUUAUAA